This is a messenger RNA of Hippocampus comes (tiger tail seahorse), 1191 nucleotides long. It is a transcript of the gene ube2v2, whose product is annotated as ubiquitin-conjugating enzyme E2 variant 2. The transcript is spliced from 4 exons. The record is from RefSeq and is a predicted model, not a curated record. Bases 111 to 551 code for a protein of 146 amino acids. Lineage: Eukaryota; Metazoa; Chordata; Actinopteri; Syngnathiformes; Syngnathidae.
GAGGCUGCAUCGGAGGAGGAAGAGGGCGUGUCGCCGCCUCGCCGGUGCUGCUCGCUUCCCCGCCGUGCAGUGACGUCACACUUCUCUGUUUCUGGACUCGGCUGAAGAAGAUGGCGGCCUCCUCAGGAGUCAUUAAGGUCCCACGCAAUUUCCGCUUGUUGGAGGAACUGGAGGAAGGCCAGAAAGGUGACGGCGACGGCACAGUGAGCUGGGGCUUGGAGAACGACGAUGACAUGACUCUCACGCAGUGGACCGCUAUGAUCAUCGGGCCAGCCAGAACCAAUUACGAGAACAGAAUAUACAGCCUGAAAGUGGAAUGCGGACCCAGGUACCCAGAAACAGCCCCGGUUGUUAGAUUUGUAACAAAAAUCACCAUGAACGGGAUAAAUAAUUCCAAUGGGACGGUGGACUCGCGUAGCAUACCAGUAUUGGCCAAAUGGCAGAAUUCUUAUAACAUAAAAAUUAUCCUUCAAGAGUUAAGGCGUCUGAUGAUGUCCAAAGAAAAUAUGAAGCUUCCGCAGCCACCAGAAGGACAAAGCUACAGCACUUAAUCACCAUGGAUUGUUUUGACCCCUCUGUCUUAAAAAGCCGAUGUAGAAAUAUCAUUUUCAACAAAAACAACAAGAAAACAAAAGAGAGAAACAUUGCACAUCAACAGUAUUGCCCAUGCAAGAGCAGGAUUGGACUCUGGCAUUAUGGCCUGGCUCUUUCAAAAAACAAAAACAAAAGUCAUCCCUGCAGUUGAUCACAAGAGAUGCCAAGAAGAGUUAAUGAAAUGACUAUUAUGUUCAAGCUGUACCAGCAAGAGUGCUGCUUUUUGCUUGCCCAAUGACUGAUCACCGAUGAAGUUGUGUAGUUGUGUACACACCACGGCCCGACGAGAAGACUAUUUUUUUUUCUCUUGUUUUUCCACAUUCAACAUGCAGGUGGCUCCUUACAGAACUGUGACUGUAGUCUCCAAGUAGUGUCAUGAGGUGAGAGAAUUUUUUUUUUAAAUAAAUAUAUAAAUAUAUAUUAUGUAUUUGACACAAUACCGGUGUUUCUGUUCUCGCGGUCUUGCUCUCUGACAUGUAACAGACGUUGAAGCCUGUUCUGUUCCGGAAAAAAAAAAAAACAACAACUUGCAUUUAACUUCGAGUGGAAAUGGCAGGUGUCUGAACUUGUGAUUUUCCUGCAAUUAAAACUCACUGC